This is a messenger RNA of Rhipicephalus sanguineus (brown dog tick), 3246 nucleotides long. RefSeq lists its product as uncharacterized. The record is from RefSeq and is a predicted model, not a curated record. The transcript has 4 exons. Bases 299 to 994 code for a protein of 231 amino acids. Lineage: Eukaryota; Metazoa; Arthropoda; Arachnida; Ixodida; Ixodidae.
CUCGCUAGCGCCCGACUGCAUUCUAUAGCGCGCGCGCUAGUCUCACUUGUAAACGCGCGCACUCGUGGGCACGGGCCCAUCACGAUCGUUUGUUGUGCUUCUUGAAGCCUCUUGGUCCGUGCACCAGACCUCGUGGCCGGUGUUGUGUGUGCGUGUUAUGAGGCGCUUCCGUAGAGUUCGUCACGUGCUUCGCGUACACGUUGGUGCCUGGUGUUGCUGAGUAGUGUGUGCCGCUCCCAUCGUGGCUCCCGCUGAAGGGAAGGAAUACUGGCCCCAGGAUUAACGGCGCGGCUUCCCCAUGUUCGCCGGCUGGCUCUCGCCCGUGGAGAUCAAACAGAUUCUGAUCGUGGUGCUGGUGCUGAACCUGCUCUUCUGGAUGGUGGUAAUCCUGUGGCGUGUGUACAUCCUCAAGCGGGCGCGGGACCAGAUACGACGCCAGCGGCGCCAGGCGGCCGAGGCCUUCUCCAACCCGUCACUGGUCACGAGCCUGGCAGCGGGACGCAACAUUCGGCCUCUUGCAGAGGUCGGGAUUUCCAGCCUAACACUUGCUACCCAGUCGUCCACGUGCGAAGGAACAGGUGGUCUUCCGGGGUCGACCUCUAGAGGCGAGCGGCCGUUUGUGUUUGCGACACCUCGCAAUGAGCUGCCGCCUCCCUACGAUGAGGCAAUCAAGUACCCAUCCCUGGACUGGACCAACUCCGGCUGCGAGCUACCAACCUUGCGCACAACUGUGCCAGACAGCGGAGGAGGCGGAACCGAACCCGCCCAACUUGCACCCCAGCAACAACAGCAGUCUUCCGAUCCCAGCAGACCUCCUGUUCCACCAAGACCCAGCCGACCGCCAUCUGCAAGGGCUCGUGCCCAAGCGGACUCGUCAGCCAUGAGUGACGCAGCCACUUUGCCCACCUACGAAGAGCUACAGAGACGGGGCACUGUGCCCAACCCGGAAAUAGUGCUCUCCGUUGGAAGCCACGUUCGCAAUCAGAGUGCUUGAAUGUGGCGCUAUGGUGAUUACUGCAGCCUACAGUGACUGUGCGCAUUGCUUAAGAAAGCCGAGUGCACGGCGAGGGAUGUCGUUCUGGAGGCGUCCUGCUGAUCUCAAGUGUUUAGGGUGUUCCCAUUCAGUACACAUAAUGGUUCAUUCAGAGCUUAGCGCAGGUCGGCUUUGAUAAACAGGGUCCCAGGCUGGGAGCAAGUUGAGAACAUGUGUUCCACUUGGCGGGCGUGGUUCUAGUCACGAAUUCAGUUGGCAAUGCCACGUAUGCAGAGUCUGAACAAACGCGUCGAUCACCUGGUGCUAAAUGCGGUGGCUGUUUCUUGAAUGUCAACAACAGGAAGCAACAAUGUUGCAUAACAAGAGCAGGAAUGACACUUAGGCUUGCGCAGCUCGACUGGACACUUCACGUUAAUUAAACAUGUAUUUGAUAUACUGUGCUCUAAACGGCUCCAGCGAACGGAAUAUGCUGCUUUGGUGAAUUUCUUGUACUACCACUUCGCGGUUCAGGCCACUAAAUAAGGCAAGCCUGGACUGUGAGAUAAGUGAAGAAGCAUCGACUGAUGACAGUACCAAAACAAUCCAAGAGUGCCUUCUCUGUUUCUUGAGCAGUCUUUGCACCUAUGCAAAAUAUCCAGCUGCAGAAUCUAAUGCACUGAAAAUGUGCAUCAUCCUCCGGUAACAAGGCGAAUUGCUUUUAUGCCAACUAAUGCAAGGGUUACAUGUAAUAGGUUUGACCACAAUAAGUGAAUUUAGACAAAGUUUGAGACUAUAGUAGAGCAAGGUUGUGAGUGUAUGUCCAUUGGAGACCUUCCAAGUGCCUUGUGCUGAAUGGCUUACGUCUGAAGACAGUCUACCCCUGCUCCAGUGGACUGUAAUAUGGCAGAAAUGGAGCGUCGACUAUACAUCAACUUUGGUGUGCUCUGUGUUGCGUCUUGACUGAACUGUGUGCAGUGAAGACCGACGUGCCUUUUGUCAACUCUUCUGGUGAAUAAUUGAAGCACACGAAGAAGAAAUCAACACAAACAUGCUCCAUGUUAUUCUUGUUAUCCUUGCACUCCUAGAAUUGCGAAAGAGGUACUUGUUUGUCUGAAUCUGGUCUAUCUUGAUUGGUGCUGUAAAUUUUAUGCGACUGCCCCUUUCGGGCACACAGCUAUGACUGGAUUUUCUAUAUUUCCUUUACUCGAUUUCAUUACCCCCAAGAGCAGUAGAGCAAUAUUCACACAAGAAAGUCAAAACCAAGAGCCAUAAGCGUUCAUUGUUUCUUGUUGACUGUUCUAUGCACGAUAAUCUAAUGGAGCGAUAACGUACAUAUUAGCGGGCUACAAUACAAACGCCCUGCUUCUUCAGGACACAAAAAUGCUGAGUUCUACACAAAUGGCUUAGGGAACUUGAAGUUAUUAGCUGUGCAGCACAUAAUUGAUAAGACUGUACAUGUGACGAUGUGUUCUGUGAAUGUGUCUUCGAAUAGAAGGCUAUGCUAGCAUUAUAACAACUUGCACUAUUGUGUCAAUUCAGCCCGAGUACAACAGUUCUAUAAUUUAAACAUUUUAAAUCGAAUGUAGAAAUAAUUUUUAACUAAGAAAGUUGAAGUCUACUUGGAUAACACAAACAAAAACCAAUCAUCACGCAGGACACAUUGACAAAAUGAUCAAUUGCACGUUGCAUGAGCCUAGGAAAACCUAAUAAUUUUUAAAUCUAAGUAAGGAAAAUACUGGCUCCAGACAUUGGCAGCACUGGUCGAUGCAAGUGUCUCGCGAGUUCUAGCUUCGUGCCUUGACCUCUUACGACUUUAUAUCACUGGUGUUGCACCACAUGUACGGUGGAUCAUAAUCACUGCAAACCAAGGAGUUUGGGGAUCACAGUUUUCACACUGGCAGAUGCGUCUACAGCAUAAAAAUCAGGAAAGGCGAUACUGGCAACAUCACUUGGGAAUCACGAGGCCCAUAUCUGACAGACAUGUGCUGAAAGGACAGCACAGAGAGAAUGCAUAGCACUGCAAGUUCAUAGGUGCACUUUCCUUGAGCAAUAUUUCUUCAUUCCCUCGCUGCGUCAUGAGAACUUCACUAAAUUUAUUUAAUAACACUGACACAACCUCCGAGCGCUAGAGAUUGAGUGAAGCAAGACUUCGAUAUGUACUGUGAACAGGCAACACGGACUACACAGUCAAGCAGAGUAAAGGUAAGAAGCUUGAACCUAUUGUAAACUACAAGCACUGUGUGAAGAUAAUACAAUAUUCUAUUUCAAUUCUU